Molecule: messenger RNA, 539 nt
Organism: Paramecium pentaurelia
Lineage: Eukaryota; Ciliophora; Oligohymenophorea; Peniculida; Parameciidae
Source: the annotation of a GenBank genome assembly
UAAUGGCAGACGUCUAGACAUAAAGAGCAUUCCAAAAGCAAGAAGGUAUCUUCUAAAACUCAAAAAAACUUUUGGCUAAGAAAACAUCAAAAGGAGUUAGAUAUUGGAAAGAAGUUGGACUUGGAUUCAAAGUACCAAAGGAUGCAGUUGAAGGAAAUUAUAUUGAUAAGAAAUGUCCAUUCACAGGAAAUGUUAGUGUAAGAGGAGCCAUCUUAAAGUAUGAUAUUAAUAAAACUAUAAAAAAAGAGGAAUUGUCAUCUCAACCAAAAUGACCAGAACAAUUAUUAUCAGAAGAGAUUAUUUACAUUAUGUUGCAAAAUACAAUAGAUAUGAAAAGAGACAUAGAAAUGUUCCAGUCCAUAUCUCACCAGCUUUUGGACCAGUCAAUGAAGGAGAUAUUGUUGUUUGCGGAUAAUGCAGGUAUUUAAUUCAUUGAUUUAAAUUCAGACCAUUAUCAAAAACAGUUAGAUUUAAUGUUUUGAAAGUCAUCCCUAAUGAAAUUAUUGGUAACGUAAGAAAACAAUUUGUUUUAUUUUGAU